Messenger RNA from Astyanax mexicanus (Mexican tetra), 891 nucleotides. RefSeq names its product neuromedin U (gene nmu). The transcript has 10 exons. The record is from RefSeq and is a predicted model, not a curated record. Gene Ontology annotation, molecular function: neuromedin U receptor binding. Lineage: Eukaryota; Metazoa; Chordata; Actinopteri; Characiformes; Acestrorhamphidae. Gene Ontology annotation, biological process: regulation of smooth muscle contraction. Bases 79 to 657 code for a protein of 192 amino acids.
CUCAGCCGCCGCGCGCCAGCAGCGUCCGACAGCAGAGCGAGCUACAGAGCGGAGCGUGCGCGCGCGACACUCAGCGACAUGACGAGCAGCAGAUUCCCAGAGCGAGCCAACAGCAGCGCGAGCUACAGACUCAACUGCAACAGCGGCGCGAGCACGAGCGCCCACAGCGGGAGCGCGCUCUCCCCGCUCCACAGCGCGAGCCUCACACUCGCCGUGCUGCUGAUCUCAGCCCUGCCGCUCUGCACAGGUGCUCCAAUGUUCCUGAAUCCAUCCACAAUACAGCAUGACCAGCUUCUAAACCAGAUAGAUAAUGCGUGCACAUCCUACCUCUCUGCAGAACGACCCUUCAGGACAUCUGACAUACUGCAGGACUUCUGUGGCCUGAUGCUGGAGGUGCUGCGAAAUUCUCAGGAGUUCUCAGCUCAUGAGCCCAGGAAAAGAUUUUUAUUUCAUUACACAAAGCCAAAUGGUGCAGGACUGACUGACGGGACGUCCUCUGUGUUCCACCCUCUCCUGCAGCUCAUACCCCAGCUCCAUAGUAGACGACGCAGACGAGUGGAGUCACAUGAGGACAUGCAGGGCCCGGGUGCCAUCCAGAGUAGAGGAUACUUCUUAUAUCGGCCACGAAAUGGAAGAAGGUCAACGGAGUAUGUGUAGAGAGAAUAAACAUAACAGUCAUUGUCCUGUGCAGCUGCUGUUUUAACCCAACUGAAAGCCAGACGAACCCUGAACACCACACCUACUCAUCUGGAGCACCUGCUUACUGUCCGUCUAUGGUGUAUAGUGAUGUUGAAUGUAAAUAGAAAAUCCAAAUAAAGUCUUUUUUUGACCCAGAGGUCCUAAUCGUGUAACCAUGUUGUGUCUUUUGAAUUAAAAGCAUUCUCAAAUGUU